AUGACAAGCAUCGCUCUUGCAGAAACUGACAAGUAUGAGGUCUUGGAGAAGAUUGGAGCCGGCUCCUUCGGUAUUAUUCGAAAGGUCAAACGGAAAUCAGAUGGUUUUAUUCUCUGCAGAAAGGAAAUCAACUACAUCAAGAUGUCGCAAAAGGAACGAGAGCAAUUGACCGCAGAGUUCAACAUCCUAAGCUCACUUCGCCACCCAAACAUCGUCGCCUACUACCACCGCGAGCAUUUGAAGGCCUCACAAGACUUGUAUCUGUACAUGGAAUACUGUGGAGGAGGUGACCUCGGAAUGGUUAUCAAGAACCUGAAAAACACCAAUAAAUUUGCAGAGGAGGAUUUUGUUUGGCGCGUUCUGGCUCAAUUGACAACGGCUCUGUAUCGCUGUCACUAUGGCACCGAUGCGCCACCUGUGGGAUCGAAUCUCUUGGGCCCGCCUCAGCCUAGGUCAGGCCUUAAGGGCAAACAGGCACAGAUUAUGAUUCUACAUCGUGACCUGAAACCAGAAAACAUCUUUCUCGGCUCUGACAACAGUGUCAAGCUUGGUGAUUUUGGUCUGUCGAAGCUCAUGCAAUCCCACGACUUUGCUUCUACAUAUGUCGGCACUCCCUUUUACAUGUCGCCUGAGAUUUGCGCCGCCGAGCCAUACACCCUUCACUCCGACAUCUGGGCUCUGGGUUGUAUCAUGUACGAGCUAUGUCAGAAGGCUCCUCCAUUCAAUGCCAAAACACACAUUCAAUUGGUUCAGCGCAUUCGAGAGGGCAAAUACCCUCCCUUGCCCGACAUGUACUCUUCCGAACUGAAGGGUGUUAUCGCAAGCUGCCUUCGUGUCAACCCUGACCAGCGACCUGACACCGCAACUUUACUCAAUUUGCCUGUAGUUCGCUUAGUGCGCAAGGAACGGGAAGUCGUAGACAUGACAAACCGAGUCAAGAGACGCGAGGAAUCCGCUCUACAGAAGACGAAGGAGCUUGAAAUCAAGAUGGCCAACUAUGAGAAGGACAAGGCCCUCAUUAGAGAGGAUAUUGACGCAACUCUUCGUCGUGAAUGGGAAGUCAAAGCACGCUUAGAGAUUGAGCGUCAGGUACAAAUGCGAUACGAAGAACUAUCCAAGCAAUUUGAGACAGAGGUUAGAGCUCGCGUUGCCGCUGAAUUAGACAAGGUGAACAAGACAAGAGCGCCACCACCAGAGUCCAUUCAACCACGUGAAACGUCCGGUUCAUCUAUCAGCGGCAGUGAAGAUUCGGAUUUCCCGUCAACAACCGAUAUCAGUGAACUCUCCUUAGAGUCACCUAGCUCAAGCCGCAACAAACCUAUGCAAAAAGUGUCGCGGACACCUUUCAGCCGUGCAAAGACCACGGUCGAGUCGCCUAUGGACAUACAGAUGGGUGAACCAUCUCCAAUUACUAUCGCGUCAUUAUCCCUAUCUCCUCGACGCACAGCGCCGAUAACCAAGAAUCUUUUUACUGAACAGGCGCAACAAAAGUCCAAGUGGGAGCCUUGCCUUCUGGGCUCGGACGACGAGGAAGAUAUUCCCGAUCUUCCAUCGCCAACUCGUCCCAAGGUAAAGCCAGAUCCUUUCAAGGCGGUUCGUCGUCCCAUGCUCCGCCAUCAGACUACUGCUAUGGUGUCAAAGAUGAGCAAUCAGCCAUCGAUCUUUCCAGCAGGAGCGUCCCGGUUGCCUCCACCACCUACAACCUCAAACCCACUUUCCACUCAGCAGCCACAAGCACAAGAGAUGGCUCGCCCACUAUCAGCCGAAUUGCGAUCCAAGUCGCCUACUCGGCGUCUUUCCAAAAUCCCAUCAACUUCCAAUCUGAUCGGCGAUGCGACUUCACCCAGUCGUAAAGGUGCAGCGGGCAAGGCAGCUACAUUCCAUGGCACGAAAAUCAAUUCAUCCAGUAACAACAGCAGCAGUGAUGACAACAGCAUGUACAAAGCGGUGAUGCAGCGCAACAUGGGCGGACGUACUUUGGUUGAAUUGGCACAGGCCCGUGCCGGCGGACGUGCUUUUAUGGACGAUGCGAAACGUGUGUCGAGCGAUUCUCGUGCCUAUACUACUUCCUCGUCUUCUGGAUCGGGACUAUCGUCGUUCGGCAAAUCCACAGAGUUACCAGCAACCUGGGAUCCAAAUAGCGAGCAGAUGCCCAGUCCUUUCGUUUCGCGACGAGUCUUUCACAGCUUCCGGUAA
Messenger RNA from Talaromyces marneffei, 2196 nucleotides. RefSeq lists its product as uncharacterized. Gene Ontology annotation, molecular function: protein kinase activity; ATP binding. The coding region runs from base 1 to 2196 and encodes 731 amino acids. The transcript has 4 exons. Gene Ontology annotation, cellular component: centrosome; nucleus; cytoplasm. Gene Ontology annotation, biological process: chromosome segregation; protein phosphorylation. NCBI's taxonomy places the organism in Eukaryota, Fungi, Ascomycota, Eurotiomycetes, Eurotiales, Trichocomaceae. The record is from RefSeq and is a predicted model, not a curated record.